AUGUCUACAAUAGUGUUUUUGUAUGUAAAAACUGAUGUCAGCACACCACGUCAAUUGUCAACCAAAUGUUUAAAGAGUGGAUUAAAAGAAGAGGAUGAAGAUGAUAAUGAUGAAGAUAGGAAUCGUGGCAAAUUAACCAAUAAUUAUUGGUUGAGGCGAGUAGAACAAUCCCAACAUGUGAUUAUCGAAACGAUCGUCAUCAAGUGCAUGAAAAAUGGUGUUGGUCUCAACGUAUAA
Messenger RNA from Cavenderia fasciculata, 237 nucleotides. RefSeq lists its product as uncharacterized. The transcript has 2 exons. Lineage: Eukaryota; Evosea; Eumycetozoa; Acytosteliales; Cavenderiaceae. The record is from RefSeq and is a predicted model, not a curated record. The coding region runs from base 1 to 237 and encodes 78 amino acids.